CACAUGCAACCACAUGCAGUAUGGGGAUUCCAACUAGUUGGAUAAGAUAUCCAACUUUCACGACUAUGGGGGCGAUUGCGGGAAGGGCGAUUGCGGUUUUCCUUUCGAGCUAUGCUUGCGGGACUGUUGUGGACCAUUACCAAAGACCUGACAUUGAAAAACAACAGCUGGAAAAAAAGAAUGCUUUGCAAACGUAUGAAUGUCGAACAAAGAUCAAACGAAGGACACAGGUGAUGAUGAAGGAUUUGGCUGAUGAAACAGUCUUAGAAAGUUGA
Molecule: messenger RNA, 275 nt
Organism: Funneliformis mosseae
Lineage: Eukaryota; Fungi; Glomeromycota; Glomeromycetes; Glomerales; Glomeraceae
Source: the annotation of a GenBank genome assembly